GCAUCCAUCCAGUUGUGUUAGCUCCUGAUUAUCCUUUGACUCGUCUCAUCAUAAAACACUACGAUGCUCAACUGCUUCACCCGGGUGCAGAGAGACUCUUUGCAGAAAUACGACGCACCUAUUGGAUUCUCAGAGGUCGGCAGGCCGUUAAGAAACACCAGUACCAGUGCGUAGACUGUAGGAGAUGGCGCGCCUCACCUUCCACACCAAAGAUGGCUGACCUUCCCUCAGCUCGUUUGAGACUCUACAAACCCCCAUUCUGGUCUACAGGUGUAGACUGUUUUGGACCGUACCUAGUUAAGAUUGGACGUCGACGAGAGAAACGCUGGGGGAUCAUUUACAAAUGUCUUACCACUCGAUGUGUCCACUUGGAUCUCCUCCCUAGCCUCGACACCGAUUCUUUCCUGAUGUCAUUACGCAGGUUCAUUGCUCGCCGGGGGAAGCCAUACGAGUUGUGGUCCGACAGAGGCUCCAAUUUCAGGGGAGGCCAUAAAGAACUAUAGAGCGCCUUUGAAAGCAUGGCCCCAGUGUUGCAGCAACAGUUGGCCAAACAGACUUUCAACUUUAACUUCAACCCACCGUAUGCUCCUCACUUUGGGGGAGCCUGGGAGAGGGAAAUCAGGUCAGUCAAAUCAGCUUUACAAGUUGUCCUGAAAGACCAAGUUGUGGCAGAGGAAGUACUUCUAACAGCUCUCAUAGAGGUUGAAGGCAUCCUUAACUCUAAACCUCUCGGUUAUGCCUCCUCUGACGUGGCUGACCUAGACCCCAUCACGCCAAACCUUCUGUUAAUGGGGCGGCGGGAUGCAGGACUACCACAAGCAGUGUAUGGUCCUCAUGAUGCKCUGUCCAAGAGGAGAUGGCAACACAGUCAGGUCGUCAGUGAUCAUUUUUGGAAACGCUUCAUCCAGGACUACCUUCCAGGACUUCAGUUACGACAGAAAUGGAGGAAAUCUACUGAUAAUUCUGCUGUGGGACAAAUAGUGAUGAUUGUUGAUUCCAACCUUCCCCGAGGACUGUGGCCCGUCGGGAUCAUCACCAAGGUUUUCCCUGGGACGGAUGGCGUCGUUCGAGCUGCUGAGGUGAAGGUCAAGGACAGCAUCUACAUUCGACCGGUAACUAAACUGGUGGAGCUUCCUGAAGUGCCUGAAGAUUUGGGUUCUUCUUCUACCUAGUGGACUUUGUAUGAGUGUAUUUGUUUGCAAAUACAGGGGCGGCUGUUAAAAGUCCACCUGUGCGUUUUAACACUACAAUACCCAUGAUGCAUCUUCGUUUUUUGUAGUUCGACUUUCACGGAGAUGAGCAAGUUAUUUCUGUGCUUCUGUGUGGUUCGGUGGCAU
Messenger RNA from Austrofundulus limnaeus, 1337 nucleotides. RefSeq lists its product as uncharacterized. Lineage: Eukaryota; Metazoa; Chordata; Actinopteri; Cyprinodontiformes; Rivulidae. The record is from RefSeq and is a predicted model, not a curated record. Gene Ontology annotation, molecular function: nucleic acid binding.